GUCAAGAAUAGUGCACGUCACUAUGUUUUGAUAUGUCGGUUGUGUUGUAAUUUGUAAUAGAAUUAUUUAUCCGAUUUUAAAGAGUUUAUAUAAUACUAAAAACUUCUUUAAAUUGGCUAGUAUUCACUGAAUUGUACGUAUUUGUAGAUAAUAUUUAUUGUAAUUGGUCAUCGUUUGUACUAAAAAGAAGAAUUGACUGGACAUCACAAGACAACACAUUCUCCACUAAAUAUAUUUUUUAAUAUAGUAACUUAACAUCUACUCCUCAAAACGGCGGGUAGAAGCAAUAUGCGUCGCGCCCGGGAUGGGUACGCGUACCAGCCAAUACCAAGAGUUGCUACAGAUGAUGUACUUGAAAAUGAAAAUGAGCGAAUGGCAGAAGAACUCAGUGGAAAGAUCAGCACAUUAAAGCACAUGACGAUACAAAUCGGCGAUGAAGUGCGAUACCAAAGUAAUAUUUUACGAGGGCUCGAUGAUGAUGUUGACCGGAGUUCUGGCUUCCUGGGCAAAACUAUGGGAAGAGUGCUGAAACUGGGAAAAGGAAAUCAUAACUAUUAUAUAUUUUAUUUGUUUUUGUUCUCGAUCUUUGUAUUCUUCCUACUUUAUAUUGUUUUGAAGUUUAGAUGAUCUGACAUUGUACAUCCCUCUGGUUAUAACAUCAUUUAAUCCCAAUAUAUUUAUUAUGAUGGUCCCAUUGUGAUGUAAAUAAAUCCUGUAUUAUAUU
Plodia interpunctella (Indianmeal moth) is the source of this 724-nucleotide messenger RNA. It is a transcript of the gene Bet1, whose product is annotated as Blocked early in transport 1. Bases 289 to 627 code for a protein of 112 amino acids. The transcript has a single exon. Gene Ontology annotation, molecular function: SNAP receptor activity. Gene Ontology annotation, cellular component: SNARE complex. The record is from RefSeq and is a predicted model, not a curated record. Lineage: Eukaryota; Metazoa; Arthropoda; Insecta; Lepidoptera; Pyralidae. Gene Ontology annotation, biological process: endoplasmic reticulum to Golgi vesicle-mediated transport; vesicle fusion with Golgi apparatus.